UGUUUUCAGAAGUAACAACUGUCCAGUCUGACUUUGCUAACAGAUGUCAGAGUGUGUCUCAGGGUCGGCUUGGAUCUCAGCAUAAAAGAGGUGUUAUCUGCAUAACUCUGCGCACUUAGUAUUUACACAAUUGAAAGGAAGUAAAAAUUUAGAAGGCUUGGGUAAAGCUACACUACCGCCAUGAGGUCUUCCCCAAAUAAUGUUUUCCUUAAUUCUUUAAGUCAGUGCUUCUCAAACUUCACGUGACUGUGAACCAUCUGGGGUCUCGUUCAGAAGCAGAAUUCAGUAGGUCCAGAGUGGGGCCUGAGGUUCUGCAUUUCUAACAAGCCGUCAGGCACUGUCGAUGCCAAGGGUCCUAGCACCAUACUCUGGGUAUAGGCUUUAAACUGACGCUUUGUUACUUUGCCCGUGAUUUUUACAGUUUUAUGAUUUUACCUGUCAUUUCAUUGCUUGUGGAUAGUUAUCUUUUUAGUAAGUUCUCUGAUAAAAUACAUGUAACUUUUUAAAAAAAUGUCAUAUUUUUAUGUAAAUAACACAUGUACUAUAUAUUUUCUGCCAGGUGAGCUGUGCCGUGCAUUAUAUGUGAGCUCAUUAUUUGAGGAAAAUACAGUAGUUUACCGUAUUUUCUUUGAAGAGUGAGCAUCCGUAAUGCUUUCUUUAAAGAACAGCUUUAUUGAGGUAUAAGUCACAUGCCAUGAAAUGUAUUCUUUUAAAGUGUCCAAGUCAUUGAUUUUAGUGUAUUCCCAGAGUUGUGUAACCAUUGCUGCCUAAUGCAUAAUACUUUGAGGAUAGACAGAUUUAAAGGGGGAAAAAUUCAAUAAUACGAACACACCUUUUAAGGCGUUCGUUUAUGCAUAAGAGUAGAUUUUUUAGUUGUUUUUCUCUGGAGUGGCUUUUUUAAUAGUGUUCAUUCAUUCAGCAAAUAUUUAUUGAGUGCUUACUGUGUGUCAAGCACUGCCUGGGAACUAAGGCUGUGGCGGAGACAAAAGAGCAAUUUCUGCCCUCAUGGAACCUGCAUUCUAGUGGAGCGAGAUAGAUGGUAAACAAAUAAGUAAAUUAUAUGGUGUAUCAGAUAGAAAUAAGUGCUCUGGAGAGAAAUGAGACAUGGGCAGGAAGAGGUUAUAAUUUAAAUGGAAUAAUUAGCAGAAGCUCCAGUAUUGUAUGUAAUAAGGUAGUUUUUAAGGGUAACAGAAUUAAUGAGGUUUUUUGUUCUGGCUUUGGCCAUUUCAGACUUCAGUAGUAUAGUUUUAGCUUUAGAAACUGAAAAAUGUAGACUCUUAAGUGAGGUAUUCUUUCUCUCUCUCCUCCACUGAGUUAAAGGGUGUGUGAAUCCCUAUUACAUAGCAGUACCAUGGUGGUGGGCAUUGUUGGGCGUACUAACCCUGUCCUCAGUUAUAGCCUGAACUGACCACUGUUUUAUUAAAUUUCUAGCUUAGUAAUGAGUGCCUUUUUUUCCCUGUCUUUAUGUAUAUGAGAUAUAUUCCUGAUGAUUUAUACUGGCAUGUACUAGCACCCUAUCAGUCUCUUGGGAUGAGGAGAAGAAUAUCGAAUAGACAGUUUCUCCUUCCAAAGAGCUUCUUUUUCUUUUCCUUAAUUGUGGGAUGUAAGUUUUAAUAUCUAAUAUAGAAUACUAUGUAAUUUCGAUACAGAACUGAUUGCUUGGAAGUUGUAGUGUGGUUGUUUAUGAAGUAGAGGGCUAGGAGCCUUCUAAAGGAGCAUGCAAGAAGUGCUUGUAGAUAACGUAACACUAACUUUUUCUCCACUGAUGGAUGGGAUUUAAAUUCCCAGACAACACUGAUCUCUGUGGCUCCGUUCCUGCCGCCCACCCUUUAUGGCUGUGGUUUUACGCUCAAGGUUGUCUUCCUAAACUAGCUGCAACCUGGCACCGAGGUGUCAGUUAGAAGAUCAUUUUAGUUGUCUUCUAGCUGGCAUCCGCUUUUGUGGUUUUUAUGAUAACGUUUUCUGCUCUGGAAAGCAGGACUGUGGCCCUAACCUAGCUGAGGUGAAGGACAGCGUCUGGGAUGGCUCCCGAGGGACUUGUGGGUGGUCAGCGGUUAUGGGAAGCUGCUUUUCGUUAGGGUCUUUAAACUUAAUAAGAAGACCUGCUGCUUUUAUUUGAGUAGCUUUCCCCUCUUCCUGUGAUUCACUCAAGCAGUUCUGCUUUGAGAUUUCAGUUCCAGAAGUCCAUUGCUAUAUUUUUAAAAAGUUUGAAAACCACUGGUGUAGAAGACGACUGGGUUCAUUAUUUGGAUCUUUAUUCUGAGGGAAGGAGGAAGAUAAGGAAUUCCGAGAUUAAUUUUUUUUAUUUCCGAAUAAAAACUUCUUUUUGCCUCAAAAGUUAGUAAGUACCACUAAAUUGGGUAAGAUUGGAUCUACCUUGGUGAUAGCACCAAGUUUUGUUUUAUUACUAAAGCCAGUGAGGUGUCGCAAAGUAACACCGCUCUUCUGCUUUCGGUAUUUGUGUUAAAUCAGUAUUUGUGUUAUCAAAGAGUUCUGGUUAAGAUGUUUCUUGAUAAAUGGUUUUAAAGUUUCCCAUGCCCAUAUUUCCUUCUGAGUUACUUGAAUGUUUUCAUCCUUAAGCUUAAUACAGGAUGCUGAUGGGAAGAUUGGUGUUCUUUGGUUUAUGAACUGAUGUAAGCAAUGGUACACUAAAGAAAGAUUCUUCUAAUAAAGAAGUAGCAAGAAUAUGGAUAAACGACAUGAAAAUGAACUUUUCCCCAACUAUGAAGGUUCCUGUUGUAAAAGAGGAAGAUGAACCAGAGGAAGAAGACGAAGAAGAAAUGGGUCACGCAGAAACCUAUGCAGAGUAUAUGCCAAUAAAAUUAAAAAUUGGCCUACGUCACCCAGAUGCUGUAGUGGAAACUAGCUCUUUAUCCAGUGUUACUCCACCUGAUGUAUGGUACAAAACCUCCAUUUCUGAAGAAACCAUUGAUAAUGGCUGGUUGUCAGCAUUACAGCUUGAGGCAAUUACAUAUGCAGCCCAGCAACAUGAAACGUUCCUGCCUAAUGGAGACCGUGCUGGCUUCUUAAUAGGCGACGGUGCUGGCGUAGGGAAAGGGAGGACCAUCGCAGGCAUCAUCUACGAGAAUUAUCUGUUGAGUAGAAAAAGAGCGUUAUGGUUCAGUGUUUCAAAUGAUUUGAAGUAUGAUGCUGAAAGAGAUUUGAGGGAUAUUGGAGCAAAAAACAUUUUGGUCCAUUCAUUAAAUAAGUUUAAAUAUGGAAAAAUUUCCUCCAAACAUAAUGGAAGUGUGAAAAAGGGAGUUAUUUUUGCUACCUAUUCUUCCCUUAUUGGGGAGAGUCAGUCUGGCGGUAAAUACAAAACCAGGUUAAAACAACUUCUACAUUGGUGCGGUGAUGACUUCGAUGGAGUGAUAGUGUUUGAUGAAUGUCAUAAAGCAAAAAACUUAUGUCCUGUUGGUUCUUCAAAGCCAACUAAGACAGGCUUAGCAGUUUUAGAGCUUCAGAACAAAUUGCCAAAAGCCAGAGUUGUUUAUGCUAGUGCCACUGGUGCUUCUGAGCCACGCAACAUGGCCUAUAUGAACCGCCUUGGAAUAUGGGGUGAGGGAACUCCAUUUAGAGAAUUCAGUGAUUUUAUUCAAGCAGUUGAGCGGAGAGGUGUCGGUGCCAUGGAAAUAGUUGCUAUGGAUAUGAAGCUUAGAGGGAUGUACAUUGCUCGACAGCUGAGCUUUACUGGAGUGACCUUCAAAAUUGAGGAAGUUCUUCUAUCUCAGAGUUAUGUAAAAAUGUAUAACAAAGCAGUUAAGCUGUGGGUGCUUGCCAGAGAGCGAUUUCAGCAAGCUGCAGAUCUGAUAGAUGCCGAACAGCGAAUGAAGAAAUCCAUGUGGGGCCAGUUCUGGUCUGCGCACCAGAGAUUUUUCAAAUACUUGUGCAUAGCAUCCAAAGUUAAAAGGGUUGUGCAACUAGCUCGAGAAGAAAUCAAGAAUGGAAAAUGUGUCGUAAUUGGCCUGCAGUCUACGGGAGAAGCUAGGACUUUAGAAGCCUUGGAAGAGGGCGGGGGAGAACUGAAUGAUUUUGUUUCAACAGCCAAAGGAGUGCUGCAGUCACUCAUUGAAAAGCACUUCCCUGCUCCAGACAGGAAAAAACUUUAUAGUUUGCUAGGAAUAGAUUUGACAGCUCCAAGUAACAACAGUUCACCAAGAGAUAGUCCUUGUAAAGAAAGUAAAAUGAAGAAGCGGAAAGGUGAAGAAAUAACUCGAGAAGCCAAGAAAGCACGAAAAGUCGGUGGCCUUACAGGCAGCAGCUCUGAUGAUAGCGGCAGCGACUCUGACGCCUCCGAUAAUGAGGAAAGUGACUACGAGAGCUCUAAGAACAUGAGCUCCGGAGAGGACGACGAUUUCAACCCAUUUAGAGAAGAGUCUAGUGAGGACGAUGAAGACGAUCCCUGGUUAAUCAGAAAAGACCACAAGAAAAGCAAAGAUAAAAAAAAGAAGAAAAGCAUAGAUCCCGAUUCUAUUCAAAGUGCCUUAUUAGCAUCAGGUCUUGGAUCAAAACGACCUAGUUUUUCGUCUGCGCCGGUUAUCUCACCUGCUCCCAGCAGCGCACCAGCUAACAGCAGCGCCAACAGUAACAGUAGCCUUAUAACCAGUCAGGACGCCGUGGAAAGGGCCCAGCAGAUGAAAAAAGACCUACUUGAUAAACUAGAGAAAUUAGCUGAAGACCUCCCUCCUAACACCCUGGAUGAACUUAUCGAUGAGCUGGGUGGCCCUGAGAACGUUGCUGAGAUGACUGGCCGCAAGGGGCGGGUCGUAAGUAACGAUGAUGGAAGCAUAUCUUACGAGUCAAGGUCUGAGCUCGACGUGCCUGUGGAAAUACUGAACAUUACAGAAAAACAGAGGUUUAUGGACGGAGAUAAGAAUAUUGCUAUCAUCUCUGAAGCUGCCAGCUCAGGUAUUUCAUUACAAGCAGAUCGGAGAGCUAAAAAUCAAAGGCGAAGAGUUCAUAUGACUUUGGAAUUACCCUGGAGUGCUGAUAGAGCAAUUCAGCAAUUCGGACGAACUCAUAGAUCAAACCAAGUUACUGCUCCCGAAUAUGUCUUUCUGAUUUCUGAAUUGGCAGGAGAACAAAGAUUUGCAUCAAUUGUUGCUAAAAGGCUUGAGAGUUUGGGGGCGCUUACGCAUGGUGACAGAAGAGCAACAGAAUCUAGAGAUUUGAGCAGGUUCAACUUCGAUAAUAAGUAUGGAAGAAACGCUUUAGAAAUUGUCAUGAAAUCAAUUGUAAACCUAGAUUCUCCUAUGGUAUCGCCGCCUCCAGAGUACCCUGGGGAAUUCUUUAAAGAUGUUCGACAAGGACUGAUAGGUGUCGGCCUGAUCAACGUAGAAGAUCGCUCAGGAAUUCUCACUCUUGAUAAAGAUUAUAACAACAUAGGAAAAUUCUUAAAUAGAAUUUUGGGCAUGGAGGUGCAUCAGCAGAACGCCUUGUUUCAGUAUUUCGCCGAUACACUUACAGCAGUUGUUCAAAACGCCAAAAAGAAUGGAAGAUACGAUAUGGGAAUCUUAGAUCUUGGUUCUGGAGACGAAAAGGUGAGGAAAAGUGACGUUAAGAAGUUUCUGACUCCAGGGUAUUCAACGUCUGGCCAUGUAGAGUUAUACACGAUUAGUGUAGAAAGGGGGAUGUCCUGGGAGGAAGCCACCAAGAUUUGGGCUGAGCUGACAGGACCGGAUGAUGGCUUUUACUUGUCAUUGCAGAUAAGGAACAACAAGAAAACUGCCAUCUUGGUGAAAGAAGUGAAUCCUAAAAAGAAGCUUUUCUUAGUUUAUAGACCAAAUACUGGAAAACAGCUCAAAUUAGAAAUUUACUCUGAUUUGAAAAAGAAAUAUAAGAAGGUAGCCUCUGAUGAUGCCGUGGUGCAUUGGUUAGACCAGUACAAUUCAUCUGCAGAUACUUGUACCCAUGCUUACUGGCGUGGCAAUUGCAAAAAAGCAAGUUUGGGAUUAGUGUGUGAAAUAGGCCUUCGCUGCCGCACAUACUAUGUGUUAUGUGGUUCCGUCCUGAGCGUCUGGACAAAAGUGGAGGGUGUUCUGGCAUCUGUCAGUGGCACAAACGUGAAAAUGCAGAUAGUUCGGUUAAGAACAGAGGACGGACAGCGAAUUGUAGGUUUGAUCAUUCCGGCCAAUUGCGUAUCGCCUCUCGUAAACCUCUUGUCCACUUCAGACCAGUCGCAGCAGCUUGCCGUCCAGCGGAAACAGCUAUGGCAGCAGCAUCACCCGCAGAGCAUCACCAACUUGAGCAACGCAUGAAGGGCAGACAGGUUUCAACAUGGAUGUGUCUGGAAUGCCGUUUGAAGCAUAUCAUUUGCAUAAAAAUCAGGGACAGUUUCCAAAGAAUUAUAUAUAUUUUUUUCAGUUGUGCUCUCUUUCUCUAGUUAAUUUUUUUGGGAAUAAGGACAAGCCUGGAACAGAUAGCAGAGCUGAAAAUCAGCAGUGCCGAUGGUCUUUCCCUUUGCUUUUCCUGUGGUUCUUCUGUUUGCUUUGACUCUGGGUGAGCAGGGGGUGUGUGCGUGCGUGUGUGCGUGCGUGUUAGUCCGCUUGUUUGUGCGUUUCUCAAAGGCUACAAACCACAGUUGGUUUAAGAUGCUUGGAACUUCCCAAACUGGCUUUACCCUUAUGUUCUACAGUGCUCAGGGUUAAUGCAGUACAUCCAUGCCAUUGCUGGGGGGCUUCUCCCCGGAUGCAUGUAUUUUGAGUCUAUAAAUACAGAGAAUAUAUAUUGGUUUCUUUCCCGAACUUCUUAGGCAGUAGGCUUAUUAUAGCAUGAAAUGAAAGGUUGCAUAUCAUGCGUUCAGGUUCUUUUCUAGUUUUUGUUCCGACAUUGCAUGUCUUUGGAAGCAUGCAUAAACAAGAUUAACCAGAAGUCACGUAACGGGGAGAAACACAUUUGUAGAUGUACAGCAUUGGUUAUUGCAUUUUUAUAGUGUUUAUACCUGGGUAUUGCUUCUGACCUGCGAGCUCCUCGCCCCUCCUUCCCUCCGCUAGGUUUCUCUAAGUGCUGAGUACAUACCUUUUCUUGUGUGUGUGCGUGUGUGAUAAAACUCUGAAAAGUUCAUUUUAAUGUAUUUGAUAGUAUUCCUAAUGUCAGCUGCAAAAAUGGCUACAAGCCUGUUUUUUUUUUUUCCUUUAAAUUUACAUUUUCCUUAACUUAAAGAUAGUUUUAAAGAAG
Molecule: messenger RNA, 7176 nt
Organism: Loxodonta africana (African savanna elephant)
Lineage: Eukaryota; Metazoa; Chordata; Mammalia; Proboscidea; Elephantidae
Gene: SBNO1
Product: strawberry notch homolog 1
Exons: 29
Coding region: 2700-6257 (1185 amino acids)
Biological process (GO): regulation of DNA-templated transcription
Cellular component (GO): nucleus
Molecular function (GO): chromatin DNA binding; histone binding
Source: RefSeq, a predicted model, not a curated record